Molecule: messenger RNA, 633 nt
Organism: Prorocentrum cordatum
Lineage: Eukaryota; Dinophyceae; Prorocentrales; Prorocentraceae
Source: the annotation of a GenBank genome assembly
AUGAAAGUCAUGACCAGCAGCAGCACCAGCAGCAGCACCAGCAGCAGCAGCAGCCCCCCUGCGGCGCCGCGCCCCCAGGGGACCUGCGUGGUGCUGCUGCACCACAGGGCGGCGGCGGCUUCCCUCGGCGCCGGCGUGGGCGGCAGCAUCGGCGAUUUCGACGUGAGGGUCGCCGAGGCGAACCACGGAAUGAAGGCAAUGCCGCUUUUCGUGAUCCUCGCGGUCACCGAGUCGGCGCGGGAGGUGGACGCGCUGAGCCAGUACUUGCAGGACUGGAAGCUGCACGACGCCCGGCCGGCCAAGCUGGUGCAGGCCGUCGACGACAGCGAGGCGAGCCUCGCGGACGCCGUGCAGAGCAUCGCCGAGGAGCUCAUCAACGACCAGGCUCGGUGCCAGAAGAUUGACAGCUUCCUGGAGGAGCAGAGGUUCAAGACCGGGGACGUGAACCAGAGGAAGCCGAACCGUAAGUUCAGCAUGCGCUAUGCCUGCCCUCUGCACGCUGCCGUCCGGGCCAACAACCUGGAGGCCGUGGAGGCGCUGCUGGAGUCGGGCGCAGAUCCCCGCGUUGAAGAUUCGGAGAAGCUGACCCCCGUAGCGUUGGCGCACCUGCUCAACCGAGACAUGUCCCACGAG